UUCAAGAGUACGACUACAAUAGCACAUGGCGUAAUCGGGUUUGUUUUGAUUCCAAACUUAUUAUUGUAUUGCCAUUUAAGAAAUCGUUUAUAAAUACAAAAUGGGUAAAAAGAAUAAAAAAGACAAGAAAGGAAAGGGACAAGAGAAGACAGCAUUAAAAACAGAGAAAAAAGCCGAGAAGAGAGCUAAAAGAGAACUGGCAGAAAUUGGAGAGGAUGAUAUAAAGAAACAAAUAGCGGAAUAUCAAGAUAAAGCUAAAGAUCGAACUGAAGUUUUAGAAGAAAAAUGUCCACCACCUUCACCAAGAUGCAGCAUGAGUUUAACAGCCAAUCCAGAUAAAGAAGAAUUAUUUAUGUUUGGUGGCGAAUAUUAUACUGGAAAAAAUAUGACGUUAUAUAAUGAUCUGUUUAUUUAUAAUAUCAAGAAGAAUGAGUGGACCCGCAUCACAGCACCCAAUGCUCCACCACCUCGCAGUUCGCAUCAGGCAGUUGCUUCUAGUCAAGGCGGUGGACAGUUGUGGAUAUUUGGAGGAGAGUUUUCUAGCAGUAGUCAGUCUCAGUUUUAUCAUUAUAGAGAUUUAUGGGUUUAUCAUAUUAAAGAUAAACAGUGGCAAAUGAUCAGUGCUCCAGGAGGACCAUCAUCUAGAAGUGGUCAUAGGAUGGUAUUAUGGAAAAAAUUAUUGGUGGUUUUUGGAGGAUUUCAUGAUAAUUUAAGAGAAUACAAGUAUUUUAAUGAUUUAUACACCUUUGAUCUGGAAACCUAUUCUUGGUCUCGUAUAACUGCAACAGGUAUUCCUCCUGCACCACGAUCAGGCUGUGUUAUGGCUGUUAAUCAGGAUUCUGGCAAGAUUGUUAUAUAUGGUGGAUUUUGUAAAGAAAAAGUUAAAAAAGAUGUGGAUAAACCAACUACUUACACCGAUCUAUUUUCUUUGACUAUAGAAGGUAAAGGAGAUGCUAUGAAAUGGAAAUGGUCACAGAUGAAGCAAUCAGGAUCACGUCCUACAUCAAGGAGUGGUAUAUCAGCAGCUGUUGCUCCUGGUAACAGAGCCAUAUUAUUUGGUGGAGUUUAUGAUAAGGGGGAAUUGGAUGAUGAUGAUGAAGAAGGGAUAUUUUUUAAUGAGAUUUUGUCCUUAGAUACGGAUAAAGGCAAAUGGAACGAUGUCAUCAUUAGAAGCAAAAAAGGUACAACAGAGAAAAAGAAAAGAAGAAGAAAUAAAGAAGAGAGUGAAAUGAAUGAAGAAACCGUUGAGGAAGCAGAAGAAUGUUUAGAUGAGUUAAAACUUGAUAAACAAAGGGAGGCAACUAAUGAUGUAGAUAUGGAGACUGAAUCUAGUAGUGUAUUUACUGUUAAAAUUGGACCCCAGUCGUCACGUAGUGGUGAUAACAAGGGAGAAGACAAUGACGAUAUAUUUCGGCCCUCUCCCAGAAUGAACUGUGCGUUAAGUGUUAAAGGGAGUGUGUUGUAUUUGUACGGGGGUCUUGUAGAGGACGGCGAUAAACAGAUAACUCUAGCUGAUCUUUAUUCUUUAGAUUUACAUAAAUUAGAUGAAUGGAAUAUUAUCAUACCAGAGGACAAAAAACUUCAGGUAUGGGAAGAAUCAUCAGAUGAGGAAGAUGAUGAUGAUGAUGAUGAAAUGGAAGGGGCAGAUGGUGGAGAUGAUUCAUCUUCCAGCGAUGAAGAUUCUGAUGAUGAAGAGAUAACAUUUGAAGAUGCCCCAAAGCAGAAGGAUGACGAAUCUGUGGCUGAUUAUUUCCAACGAUCAAAAGACUAUUGGGUUGAUAAAGCUGCUGAAAUAUUUGAAGAGGAUAAAUCUAAGAUAUCAGCACAGAAAUUAGAGAAAUUAGCACAUGAAUUAUGUAAAAAAGCUUUAUCAGACAUGAAGAAAUAAAUAUUAUGUUAGAAGUAUAUAA
This is a messenger RNA of Patella vulgata (common limpet), 1910 nucleotides long. RefSeq names its product kelch domain-containing protein 4. The record is from RefSeq and is a predicted model, not a curated record. Gene Ontology annotation, molecular function: protein binding. The coding region runs from base 101 to 1888 and encodes 595 amino acids. Lineage: Eukaryota; Metazoa; Mollusca; Gastropoda; Patellidae. The transcript is spliced from 12 exons.